UAGUGUAACAGUUUUCAAGAAAACAAUUAUGAACUAUAUUUGACCGCGGAAUAUACACAUUACACCAGGAAGCCGCCAUAGUGAAAUAAAGGGAAAGGGAACGGGAAUGUAAUAAAGGAAGAGCUAUCAUCUCAUCAGUUCAGUAGUAAACAAGAUGUGAUAAGGAUUGGAGAAAUAACCUCAGAGGAAAUUCUGACUGUGGGAAGUUUCUUCAGUGUUUGACCAUGACAUAAGAAUGGAGUUAACAUCAUCUUCAUAAUUUGAGAUUUUUGGAGGACCACAUGUACAAGAUGGCGAACUUUAUUAAAAAUCUUGUCAGUAAGCACAAGAGACGCUACACGGAGGAUGGCUUCGACCUCGAUCUUACAUAUAUUUACCCAAAUAUAAUUGCCAUGGGAUUUCCUGCUGAAAAACUGGAGGGUGUGUAUCGUAACAAAAUGGCUGAUGUUGUUAAUUUUCUAGAUGAGAGACAUAAGGACCACUAUAGAGUCUACAAUUUGUGUUCAGAGCGUUCCUAUGAUGUGGCCAAAUUCCACAACAGAGUGGUUAGUUACCCCUUUGAUGAUCACAACCCUCCUAGGCUAGAGCUGAUCAAACCCUUCUGUGAGGACCUGGAUGACUGGCUAAGACAAGAUGGCCGAAACAUUGCCGCCAUUCACUGUAAGGCUGGCAAGGGAAGAACAGGAGUCAUGAUCUGUGCUUACAUGUUACACAGGAAGAAAUUUACAGAUUCUGAUGCAGCACUGAAAUAUUAUGGACAAACUCGAACCAGGGAUGAAAAGGGUGUGACCAUACCUAGCCAGGUUCGGUAUGUGGAGUAUUAUGGGUACAUGAUUCGACACAAUCUACAGUACAAGCCUGUGACACUAUUACUCAGAGCCAUUGAUUUCUUUACUAUACCUAUGCAUAAUGGAGGGACAUGUUGUCCAUUUUUUGAAGUGUUUCAAUUGAAAGUGAAAGUAUAUACCUCGAAGACUUACGAAGAUAUUAGGAAAGGACAGGACAAGUUCUCAAUGGCAACGGACCAGUCUGUUCCUUUGUGUGGAGAUAUUAAAGUCGUAUUUUACAACAAACCCAGACUUACAAAGAAAAAAGAGAAGAUGUUUCAGUUCUGGUUCAACACGUUUUUUGUGGGGAAAGAUGACUACAACCCCCCAUCCCAGUACUCAAACGGGAAAAGCCCCACAACGGAAGACCCGAGGGUGUCCAAGUAUCUGACCUUGACCCUCAGCAAGGCCGAGCUAGACAAGGCCAAUAAAGACAAAUCACACAAGUUCUUUAGUCCCAAUUUUAAGGUGCGAUUACAUUUCACAAUGCCUGAUAAUGAUGUAACAGCCAAUAUGUCCGUUACGGAUGAUGGAUGCCACUCCAUUCCGAAUACCUUACAGGUCCCCCGAGAACUCCCUCGGAGUCAGUCAAUUACAAAUGAGAAAUUGACCAACAUGUCCAGUUCUUCAAAGGACCCUUUUCACAUGUCCACAGCAUCGUCGAUGCCUGCUUUGAAUGACCACAAUGCUCAAGUAGUGUUAAGCCAAAAACAGGUGUUUAGUCCAGACCGACCAAAGUUCCCCCAUAGUGUUAAAGGGGGUAGUUACCAAAAACCAGGAGGGAGUGUGGCAAGUAUGGACACAAUAUGUAAUGAACAUAGUGAUAAUGAAAUUGUGGAGGAGGACUUGUCAGACACCGAUACUGACGAUGAAUGGGAAGGGCUAGAAACCACGGCUGUUUGAUUGACAGCUGUCAAAUUUAGUGGUGUAAUUCUUUUAAAGUGUGCGAGUGUGAACUGUGAAAAUGGAGGAAUGUCUAAUGGUAAUCAAAUGAUGGGAAAGAGAGAAAUUAAAACGUACUAGUGUUUUGAAUAUAAUGUGAACUGAACUUUCUCAAUGUCCAUCUCCACACUGAUAAUCAUGGUAUAAAAUUCAUUGUCAUGUGCUUAUAUUCAAAAUGAAUAUUCACAUGUAAUGAAGUAGAUUUCAGUCAAAGACAUUAUUUAUUUAUUUGAAUUAAAGUUACUUCAUUUUUGUUUA
Messenger RNA from Saccostrea echinata, 2027 nucleotides. RefSeq names its product phosphatidylinositol 3,4,5-trisphosphate 3-phosphatase and dual-specificity protein phosphatase PTEN-like. Gene Ontology annotation, biological process: negative regulation of cell population proliferation; phosphatidylinositol dephosphorylation; regulation of phosphatidylinositol 3-kinase/protein kinase B signal transduction. NCBI's taxonomy places the organism in Eukaryota, Metazoa, Mollusca, Bivalvia, Ostreida, Ostreidae. The record is from RefSeq and is a predicted model, not a curated record. Gene Ontology annotation, cellular component: cytosol; plasma membrane; cell projection. The coding region runs from base 282 to 1730 and encodes 482 amino acids. The transcript is spliced from 10 exons. Gene Ontology annotation, molecular function: protein tyrosine phosphatase activity; phosphatidylinositol-3,4,5-trisphosphate 3-phosphatase activity.